AAUAAACAAGGACAAUCCUCCUCAACUGAAUAAAGCUGAUGAAACGCAUCAUAAUAUUACAACAAUACAGAAUGUUGCACAGAAAGGAACUCGAAGAACAGGAGACAAACUGUGUAAAGAGAGUUUGAAAAGAGAUGGACGCCCUACGGAUCGCUCGAGGAUUCACAGUGAGGAGAAGCCCACGUGUCAUCACUGUGGGAAAAGUUUUGCCAGAAAAUCAAACCUCACAAUGCACAUAAAAAUUCACACUGGAGAGAAACCAUUCGCUUGCCAUCAGUGUGAAAAAACUUUCCUAACUACAAAAGAACUUAAGAUACACAUGAGAACUCAUACUGGCGAGAAACCAUACACUUGUCUUGAGUGUGGAAAAAGUUUUACCCAAUUAUCACACUUAAAGAGACAUAGGAAAAUCCACACUGGAGAGAAACCAUACACUUGUCAGGAGUGUGGAAAAAGUUUUACCCAAUUAUCAGUGUUAAAGUCACAUGCGAAAAUCCACACUGGAGAGAAACCAUACACUUGUCUGGAGUGUGGAAAAAGUUUUACCCAAUUAUCAGUGUUAAAGGCACAUGCGAAAAUCCACACUGGAGAGAAACCAAACACUUGUCAGGAGUGUGGAAAAUGUUUUACCCAAACAUCACACUUAAAAUAUCAUAUGAAAAUCCACACUGGAGAGAAACCAUUCACGUGUGAUCUGUGUGGAAGGAGUUUUUCAUGUCUACGCAACCUUAACAUACACACGUUAAUUCACACUGGAGAGAAACCUUUUACAUGUCAUCUGUGUGAAAGGAGUUUUACAACUAAAGGCACUCUUAAGUCACACAUGAGAAUCCACACUGGAGACAAACCUUUCGUGUGUCAUCUGUGUGGAAAGAGUUUUUCACAACUAACUAACCUUAAGAUUCACGCAAGAGUUCACACCGGAGAGAAACCUUUUACAUGCAGUCAAUGUAAAAAAAGUUUCAGAAGUAAAAGCAAAUUUACAGCACACAUGAAAAUUCACAGUAAAGAGAAACCUUUCGCUUGUCUUCAGUGUGAAGAGUGUUUCAGAGAUGCAAGUCAACUUAAGACACACAUGACAAAUCACACUGGAGAGAAACCAUUUGCAUGUCAUCUGUGUGAAAGGAGUUUUACAACUACAGGCACUCUUAAGUCACACAUGAGAAUCCACACUGGAGAGAAACCUUUCGUGUGUCAUCUGUGUGGAAAGAGUUUUUCACAACUAACUAACCUUAAGAUUCACGCAAGAGUUCACACCGGAGAGAAACCGUUUACAUGCACUCAGUGUAACAAGUGUUUCAGUAUUAAACGCAACCUUACAGCACACAUGAAAAUUCACAGAGAUGAGAAACCUUUCGCUUGUCUUCAGUGUGAAAAGUGUUUCAGAGAUGAAAGUCAACUUAAGACACACAUGACCAUUCACACUGGAGAGAAACCAUUCGUAUGUCUCCAGUGUGGAAAGAGUUUUACAAGUAAAAGCGCUCUUCGGAUACACAUGACAGUUCACACAGGAGUGAAACCAUUCGUGUGUCAUUUGUGUGGAACGAGUUUUUCAUAUCUAUCCAGCCUUAAGAAUCAUGCAAGAGUUCACACCGGAGAGAAACCUUUUACAUGUAGUCAAUGUGAAAAAAGUUUUAGAAGUAAAACCGAACUUACAGCACACAUGAAAACUCACAGUAAAGAGAAACCUUUCGCUUGUCUUCAGUGUGAAAAGUGUUUCAGAAAUAAAAGUCAUCUUAAGACACACAUGAGAACUCACACUGAGAGAAACCAUUCAGAUGCUAUUAUUGAGUUUCAAAAAUAAAAAUUCGCCCUAAUGCACGCGUGAGAAUUCAUUCUGGAAAGAAACCGUUCCCAUCUGUGGAGUAAUGGUAUACACAUGAGUGGACUUUCUGUUGUAACGUCUCCAUUGCGAUUUAUACGUUUGCAUAGGACCUACGUUGUAGGCUAUAUGUUGCAGUUUUCGUUUAAACUUCUGCGUCAUUGUUCGCCUC
Molecule: messenger RNA, 1994 nt
Organism: Paramisgurnus dabryanus
Lineage: Eukaryota; Metazoa; Chordata; Actinopteri; Cypriniformes; Cobitidae
Source: RefSeq, a predicted model, not a curated record